AUGGCCUCCACCCUUCUACCAGGAUUGCGAAAUGGUGUUCUUGCCAAAGCUUCAUCUUCAACACUUCGACCAGCACUUGCGAUCGGACGACCGAUCUCAAACACUGCUAUUGCCCUUAGACCCAAUACGCCUACUUCCGCCAUCAACACUUAUGACUCCAACCCUUCAACAACCACACCAGCGACUGCACUUGCGCAAAGAGGGAGCAAUCAAUUGAGCUUAGAGACCCCUAGAAACGGUGCUGAAUAUGUUCUAUCAACACUUGAUAAAGUUGUCAACUGGGCUCGACAGGGUUCAAUGUGGCCAAUGACUUUCGGUCUUGCAUGUUGUGCGGUAGAAAUGAUGCACAUGGCUGCUGCUCGAUAUGAUCAAGAUCGAUUAGGUGUAGUCUUCCGAGCAUCCCCACGACAAAGUGAUAUCAUGAUUGUUGCCGGUACCUUGACCAAUAAAAUGGCACCAGCAUUGAGGAAAGUAUACGAUCAAAUGCCCGAACCUCGAUGGGUCAUUUCUAUGGGUUCAUGUGCAAACGGUGGAGGUUACUACCACUACUCAUACUCUGUUGUUCGAGGAUGUGAUCGAAUUGUACCAGUCGAUAUCUAUGUUCCUGGAUGUCCCCCAACAGCCGAGGCUCUUCUUUACGGUAUGCUUCAAUUGCAACGAAAGAUGCGAAGGAACAGACAAGGUGUACGGUGGUACCGAAAGUAA
Molecule: messenger RNA, 705 nt
Organism: Kwoniella shivajii
Lineage: Eukaryota; Fungi; Basidiomycota; Tremellomycetes; Tremellales; Cryptococcaceae
Product: NADH dehydrogenase [ubiquinone] iron-sulfur protein 7, mitochondrial
Exons: 7
Coding region: 1-705 (234 amino acids)
Biological process (GO): aerobic respiration; electron transport coupled proton transport; mitochondrial respiratory chain complex I assembly
Molecular function (GO): 4 iron, 4 sulfur cluster binding; NADH dehydrogenase (ubiquinone) activity; quinone binding
Source: RefSeq, a predicted model, not a curated record